This is a messenger RNA of Haemonchus placei, 204 nucleotides long. NCBI's taxonomy places the organism in Eukaryota, Metazoa, Nematoda, Chromadorea, Rhabditida, Trichostrongylidae. The record is from the annotation of a GenBank genome assembly.
AUGAAUCGUGCCAUUCUGUCGCUGUGCCGUCAAGCUCCUGUGCUACGACGUGCACUGCACAAAGGAGUUGACUCAACACCUCCGAUGCGUUGGACCUCAGUUCCCGAAAGGGUUGGUUCUUCAAUUAUGCUUUCUCAUUUUUCAUGCGGUCUUUUCGUUUCUUUUUUACAUUUAUUUAUUGCUGGCUCCCAAAUUGUGGCUUAG